Syngnathus acus (greater pipefish) is the source of this 2328-nucleotide messenger RNA. RefSeq names its product acyl-CoA dehydrogenase very long chain (gene acadvl). Gene Ontology annotation, molecular function: fatty-acyl-CoA binding; very-long-chain fatty acyl-CoA dehydrogenase activity; flavin adenine dinucleotide binding. The record is from RefSeq and is a predicted model, not a curated record. The transcript has 21 exons. Bases 130 to 2097 code for a protein of 655 amino acids. NCBI's taxonomy places the organism in Eukaryota, Metazoa, Chordata, Actinopteri, Syngnathiformes, Syngnathidae.
CAGUCAUUAUCCGGGUAACCCGGUCAAGGGGAGGAGAAAAAUAUCUGCCACUUUUCAAGAAUAAGGUCCGCUUCUGCUCGGAAAGAGGGCGUUUAUUAAAUUACAACCUAUACAGUUCACGGAACAAUAAUGCUGCUUCUUAAAGUUGGCCAAUCGUCUGCGCUUUGUGGUGCCGUUCUACGGAUCGCACCCGGACUCACUGGGGCUAAACGUCAAGCUGUCGUGGCUGUAAACAACACACGUCUCUAUGCUAGUCAAGCUACACAGGCAGUGUUGGAGAAGCCAGCAGCAGUCGCGUCCGAUGCUGCCACUGCAGUGGAAAAGACGGCUGCGGCAGAGUCCAAAUCUUUUGCCGUCAACAUUUUCAAGGGGCAGAUUGCCACAGCUCAAGUGUUUCCCUACCCUUCCGUGUUGAAUGAAGAGCAGGAGCAGUUCCUGCGUGAACUCGUGCCCCCUGUGGGAAAGUUUUUUGAGGAGGUGAACGAUCCGGCCAAGAAUGAUACGCUGGAGAAAGUCGAGGACCACACAAUGGAGGGCCUGAAAGAGAUGGGCGCCUUUGGCCUGCAGGUGCCGGCCGACCUGGGAGGACUGGGCCUCACCAACACACAGUACGCUCGGCUGGUGGAGAUCGUCGGCACUCAUGAUCUCGGCGUCGGCAUCACGCUCGGUGCCCACCAGUCGAUCGGCUUCAAGGGCAUCUUGCUUUUUGGGAACCCGGCACAAAAAGAGAAAUAUUUGCCGAAACUUGCAUCAGGUGAGCACAUCGCUGCCUUUUGCCUGACUGAACCGGCUAGUGGUUCUGAUGCCGCGUCCAUCAAAACCAUGGCUGUACAGUCCCCGUGUGGAAAGUACUUUACUCUCAAUGGAAGCAAAAUCUGGAUAAGUAAUGGCGGUCUGGCUGAGAUCUUCACUGUGUUUGCCAAGACACCAAUGAAGGAUCCCAAGACAGGAGAGAUGAAGGACAAGAUCACAGCUUUUGUUGUGGAAAAGAGUUUUGGUGGCGUGACACACGGACCACCAGAGAAGAAGAUGGGCAUCAAAGCCUCCAACACGGCCGAAGUUUACUUCGAUAACGUCCGCGUGCCAGCCGACUGCGUGCUGGGUGAGGUUGGAGGUGGCUUCAAGGUGGCUAUGAACAUCCUCAACAACGGCCGCUUCGGCAUGGCGGCCGCCCUCUCCGGCACCAUGAAGGGGGCCAUCCACAAAGCGGUGGACCAUGCAACCAACAGGACCCAAUUUGGCAACAAGAUCCACACCUAUGGGGCCAUCCAGGAGAAAGUGGCCCGCAUGACCAUGCUGCAGUACGUCACCGAGUCUCUGGCUUACAUGAUCAGCGGCAACAUGGACAGCGGAGCGACCGAGUUCCAGAUCGAGGCGGCCAUCAGCAAGAUCUUCGCUUCCGAAGCCGCGUGGACUGUGACGGACGAGUGUAUUCAAGUCAUGGGCGGCAUGGGCUUCAUGAAAGAUUGUGGAAUGGAGAGGGUAAUGAGGGAUCUGAGAAUUUUCCGGAUCUUCGAGGGCACCAACGAUAUCCUCAGGCUUUUUGUGGCACUCAACGGGUUCCAGAAUGCGGGCAACCAGUUGAAGAGCUUACAAAAAGCACUGAAGAACCCACUUGGCAACGCUGGGCUGCUGGCGGAAGAACUCACCAAGAGAGCAAAGAGGAAGGCAGGCAUGAGCACGGGAUUGACACUCCAAGGAAAUAUCCACCCUGAGCUGGCACAAAGCGGUGAUAUGGCCGUGAAAGCCAUCGAACAAUUUGGCGUGGCUGUCGAGGAGCUUCUCAUUAAGCACGGCAAGAAGAUUAUUGAUGAGCAGUUUGUGUUGAUGAGAGUCGCAGACUGUGCCAUUGACAUUUACACCAUGAUUGUUGUCCUCUCGAGGGCGUCGCGCUCCCUGACUCAGGGCCACCCCUCGGCCCAACAUGAGAAAGUUCUGUGCGAGACCUGGUGUGUGGAGGCUUCCGGCAGACUCGAGCGGGAUAUUAAGGCUCUGCGCUCCAGCCAGUCCAGGCAACUAUACAAAAACCUUCGGGCUAUUUCCGCUGCAGUGGUGGAAAAUGGCGGAACGGUCGCCCCUCACCCGCUGGGUUUCUAAACCCUCAAUGGUUUGUCUGAUUUUAUCUUUUGUGGAAUCGCCAAGCAACACAUCUUCGUCUGUUGAGCUGGUCGUGAGGUUCAUCUUUGGUGUCUAUAUCUGUAAGGACGUCAGAUUGUCUGUUAGUGUUCCAAAUCCGCACUUGAACUUCUCAGCUGCAGAAAUAACAUUUUAUGAGUGAAAGGGCCUUCUAACAAACACCACAAGCGCCAAUGAACCAAAUGUCCUCAU